AUGCCUUUGACAGAAGAUGCACUGCGCAUUGCGCAGAGCAAAAUCAAGUGGGUAGACUUUAAGUGGGCGCGCGACAAUGUCACACUUCCAGAGCUGGAAGCGCACGGGGUGCCCCGUCGCAAUCACAAAUUUAAGGGAUCUUUUCCGAGCCUCCCCUCAGUGCCAUUGAUGAAAAUCAGCGACGAUACUAUCGGUAGCCACGGCGCUGAAGUCCCCAAGCGCAACAAUCAGAGUGAUAUCCGCGGUCAGAUUGGACUGGAGCAUAACAUCGCAAUUAAUGACGGCAAGUGGUUAAAGUACAACUGGGACCACCCUGACGGAAAAGACGACAAUGACCUCUUUGCUUCCGAGACUUACCUUAAUAAAUUCGUCCUCACGUGGCACCAAAACGUUCUUGGCAACGUCAGAGCCAAACUUUUAAUCAGAAAUGAACCGGAGCAUUGGAAAUGCGAUAUUGAUACCGACACGGGAUUCCUUGCGCCGCCAAUUGCAUACCCCGAUACAAUUGUCGAUCUUUCGACGCAGAUUCCUGAACUGAGAUGGCGCCGCCAUAACUUCACUUCAGCUCUAAUCGUCAGAAAUUACGAGAUAGACCAUGAGCGUCGCACCCGGCGCGGAGGCCGUAGGGCGGACAUCGCGCCCAUCGAAUAUGAGUCCAUAGACCCAGAGGAUGCGGUCCGAUUGGGACUUGUUGUUAAGCAGCCAGAGGUAGAGAUUCCAGUGAAGAAUCCGAUCACACCCCGUGCUAAAUGCUACCUGCGCCCGGCCCAGAAGGCCGACAUGGAGGCAGUAGCUAGAAUCUACAACUGGGAGGUAAAGAAUGGCCUCCAGGCUCUCGACUCCGAGCCUUUAGCUAUCGAGGAUUUUAAGAAGAUCUUCAAAACUACCCAGGAGCUUGGCAUGCCGUUCCUUGUUGCCGUGAGCGGGUCGGUCGGUGACCUCCACCUGAAUGAUAGGACUGCCACCUAUUCACCCUAUCGCCAAAUCCUUCCCAACAAUAGAGCCCGCCCUAAGAAAAACAGCAAAGUUCUUGGGUUCUCCUAUCUUUCGGUCUGGGAGCCGGGUUUGGCCGGCGGUGGCACAGGAGCCAGCCGAGCGACUGCAAAGAUUCACGUCUUCGUUGACCAUGCUUCGAGAAUGAAAAAGAUUGGGUUCUCGCUUCUUGACAAGCUGAUUUCGAGUGUCUCAGGUCGAUACUCAUCUGAGUCUAGUUACGACUUUGUCGAUCCUUCCGCCAAUCCCAUCUACAAGCAUCCGAUUCGCAACCACGACCGCAAGUAUUACCAGGUGUACCUGAAUUACUUUGUCAAGCACAAGCAUCGAGACCAGGGUCUGGAGCAAGAGCAGAAGUCGUAUGACGACGAUCUGAAGUGGGUCAAGUCGCUUCUUGAGGAGAAACUUAACUUCUCCGAGAAAGUUCGAUUCGAGGCGACACACCGCACGGCUAAGGCUCGCUCGGGACCCGUUUACUGGCUUGACUCGGUCGUCUUUGAGCAUACCUGCCAGUUCGACCCACGCUUCGAGGAGGGUUUCUAA
This is a messenger RNA of Lasiosphaeria miniovina, 1536 nucleotides long. RefSeq lists its product as uncharacterized. Lineage: Eukaryota; Fungi; Ascomycota; Sordariomycetes; Sordariales; Lasiosphaeriaceae. Bases 1 to 1536 code for a protein of 511 amino acids. The transcript has a single exon. The record is from RefSeq and is a predicted model, not a curated record.